Molecule: messenger RNA, 1060 nt
Organism: Triticum dicoccoides
Lineage: Eukaryota; Viridiplantae; Streptophyta; Magnoliopsida; Poales; Poaceae
Product: BTB/POZ and MATH domain-containing protein 2-like
Exons: 2
Coding region: 143-1015 (290 amino acids)
Biological process (GO): protein ubiquitination
Molecular function (GO): protein binding
Source: RefSeq, a predicted model, not a curated record
CCAAUCCUCAAACCUCAGCUAGCUCACGAACACGAAAAUCAUCGGCGACAGAGGAGAUUUUGGAUCGGUGCGGCGGUGCGGCUGAGCAAGGGCAGCGGCUGGGUUGAGACGAUUUUCCUGCAGCUAGCACGGAGAAGCAACAAUGCUGGUGGCACCGAGCCGGCGAGGAGAAGCAGCAGCGCACUCUUCGUCUGCGGUGGACAACAUCGCCCCCAGCGGCGGGUCUUCGCCUGCUGCGUCGGCCAUCGUCGCGCCGGCUGUGUCCGGGUCGCACGUCGUCAAGAUAGACGGCUACUCCCGCAUCAAGGGGCUUGGCAACGGCAAAUGCAUCGCGUCGGAGUCUUUCACCAUCGGAGGCCAUCGAUGGUGUAUGCACUUCUACCCAGACGGCGAUCGGACUGAAGACGCAGAUUGGAUAUCCAUUUUUCUGUGCCAUACAGAUCGAACUGAUGCUAGUGAAGUCAAAGCAGAGUUCAAGAUCAGUUUGCUUGACCAGGACAGGCAACCAGUGGCAUUGCACGGCAGAUGCAUACACACCUUCUCCAGCAAAGAUUAUACGUGCGGCUUCCGUUGGUUCAUCAAAAGAAAGGACUUGGAGGAAUCCACUUACCUUAAGGAUGAUGUUUUCAGCAUCAGGUUCGAUGUCACCGUCUCAAAGGAGAUCUUCACCGAGCUAAUCCUGCCGCAUGUGGUCGUGCCACCGUCCAACAUGCACCAGCAUCUUGGACAACUGCUCCUGGCCGGCGAGGCGGCCGAUGUUACCUUCGAGGUCGGAGGCGAGACAUUUGCCGCGCACAGGUGCAUACUCGCAGCUCGUUCGUCGGUCUUCAAGGCGGAGCUCCUCGGCCCCAUGAAGGAGAAGACCGCAACUCGCGUUCUGAUCGACGGCAUGGAAGCCAUGGUGUUCAAGGCUUUGCUCCACUUCAUCUACACCGAUUCGCUGCCCGCGAUCGGCGAGGGCGACACGGCGGCCAUUGCUCAGCAUUUGCUGGUUGUUGGAGUUCUAUCCACAUGAUCAAUCACAUCAAAUCACGAUAAACACGCACACGAAAAACUGAUA